Messenger RNA from Delphinapterus leucas (beluga whale), 5622 nucleotides. RefSeq names its product disintegrin and metalloproteinase domain-containing protein 1a-like. Gene Ontology annotation, molecular function: metalloendopeptidase activity. The record is from RefSeq and is a predicted model, not a curated record. NCBI's taxonomy places the organism in Eukaryota, Metazoa, Chordata, Mammalia, Artiodactyla, Monodontidae. Gene Ontology annotation, biological process: proteolysis; male gonad development; binding of sperm to zona pellucida. Gene Ontology annotation, cellular component: plasma membrane; sperm head plasma membrane; external side of plasma membrane.
CUCAGAGGCCAUGGCUCACGGGCCCAGCCGCUCCGCGGCAUGUGGGAUCUUCCCGGACCGGGGCACGAACCCGCGUCCCCUGCACUGGCAGGCGGACUCUCAACCACUGCACCACCAGGGAAGCCCGAGAAUUCAGUACUUUUAAACAUGGCAGAAUCUAACAGGCAGCAGAGAAAACAUGUUUUCUUAUUUACUAACCAGAAAACUUAGCUGAGAGUUGAAUUAAGGGUUGAAUUAUUCUGUUUUUUCAGUGAAAUGCAGUCUUACAAAUCAAAAUCACUUCUUACAAUCAGGAAAAACUCUGCAGUUGUUUCUGGAACAACUGAAUACCUGUUAUUUUUCUUAUCUUAGGGUAGAGGUUCAGUGUUCGCUUGGGAGAGAAAGGUAGUAAUUAACUUUGUUACUCUUCUUUUUCUUCAGAGGAAUCUUCUAGCAUGCCCAGUCUACCAUUAACUUCUCAAAUUUGUUAUCUGGGUGUCUUCUAGAGGCUCAAGAUGAUUUCCUUCCCUGUGUGGUGAAUUUUAGGCAUGAUCUAAAAGGGUAUCCAAAAGAUUCUUCCUUUUACUCUGAGCAGCAGUUGCCCGUGUUUCUUUAGUCUGAAUUAAACUGGCCGUGAAAAUGAGUGCUGUAUCCAGACAGGUCCAUGCUGAAAGUUUGUGAAUACCCUGGAGGAUGCUCUAGCUGUUGUAACUCAGAAGUGGGUCCUAUCCUACAGAGAGCUCCUUGACAAAACAACAACUUCCAAAAGACUCAGCAAUGUUUGGUCUUUAAAGUGGAGUUCUGUUUAUGGAAUUCGUUUGUAGGCCAGUAGCAAAUUCUGCUUUAACUUUACCAGUCAGGUUUACUAAUAAAACAUUCACAUGUACUGGAAGUGAAACAAAAUCAUCCUUGUCUCUUUUGGCCUGUCUGUCUAAUGCCUGUACCUGCAGGAAGUUCACACUGUAAGAACAGUUCUCAUAGGCAGGAGGUUAGAGUCUUCAGUUUUCCUACAUGAUUUGCUAACCCUCUGCUUACUAUAAAACCAUUACUCAAAUACCUUUAGACUUUACCAUAGUUAUUAAUCUGCUUGAUGCGAAACAACUUUUGUAUUUUUCUGGCUAAUGUAUUGUAUAAGCUAUAGGAGAACACCUGUGAGAAAUUUAUUGUCUGAAACAUAUGAUAGGAGGAACUGCUUUUUAAAAAGAGUUUUGUUUUUGUAUUCAUUUGAGAUAGAACAAGUUGAAGGAAUUAUUGGUUGAAGAAGUCAUGAUUUAAAUCAGAUCUUGUGUGUGAAUGCUUGCGUGCGUGUGUAUUUAUUGAAGAAAAUGUGUCUCAAUUUGAGAACUGGAAAAUUGGAUAUUUGAUUUUAAUUAUAUUUUUAUUUAUUUAAAAAAGUAGAAGUGGUCUUUCAUUAUUGAUUUUUUUGUCCCACAGAAUGACUUAAAUUUUCCCUGCCUGUUUGGUUAAGACACAGGGGAACAACUUAAAUCUGUGAUAAUUUCCAAGUUACAUAAUUUUAAGAGGCUUUCCUCUUAUACAGAACACAAGGAGAAAAGAAAUUCAGCUGGAAAUCAUUUCACCAUUUUUGCUGUAAAUUUUUUAAUGUGUUUGUGAUAUGAUAGUAUUAAUUUCCUUGCUAGAUGUGGAUGAUUAAUUUUUUCAUCUAUAUUAGGAAUUAAAUAUUAUUAACUGGGGAUAAUGAGUUGAUCUACUCUCAUGCUUAUAUCUGAGAUCUUGUAGUACUAUUCCAUUCUCUUUUGAAUUAUAUAAGGCAUUUCUCCAUUUUUGUGUGGUACUUAUAGCCAUAACCCUUAUUUUGAAGGUUUUAUAUUGUAGAUAUUUGACUUAAUAUAAAAUUAUUUUUAUGCAAGAUAAAAGAUGUAGAGUCUUUAGUUCAUCUUAUGAUGCAAAGGAGAAUAACUGGGCAAGGAAUGUGGUUAAAUAGGGCUUUUUUCCUUUUAAAUUUAUACUGCUAAAUACACCAGGAGAUCAACAUCAAAAUCAAAUCCAAGGACUUCCAUAGACAUUACAGUUCAAUUUUAGUUACGAAAGCAAAGAAGUCUUUAAAAAGCUCUUAUACAGUCCAUUUUUAUUUUCUUGAUGAAAUGGUAACUAGAUACCUGGUUAAUCAGAGUUUAGUUUUAUUCCAGACUUUGUUUUUAUGUUGGGAGGAACUGAACUUUGAUCUUAGUCACUUGUGAGUCUCCGUAGUGAAACUGAACUCCUUUCAUUUAACACUUAGUACGUUUGUGCAUUAGGAAAACUUAUUAGAGGAAAAUUAUGUAUAUAUGCAGACACAAAGUGGCUAAACUCAUCUGUUAUGAACAAAAGUUAAUGAGGGAGAAUUUGUGCAUCCACAUACAAGUUUUCUUGAAUUAAAGGAGAAAAACCAGACCCUGACAAAGGAGGGCUGGACUGAAAAACAGUACCCUCAAUACUACAGAAAUGAGGAAAAGAGGUAAUGGGCAACAGAGAGCUUCGUCCUGCUCUGAGAUCCCGAAGAAUCCCCAUCCCCUCCCCCCUGACCUCCUGCCAGAAUGUUGGGUUUCAAAGAAUGCGCAGAUUAACGGAUAUCAGGAGUAGUGUGGCCCUGGGCUAAGGAUAAGGAUAAUUUACCUGAGUAACAGUCCUGGCUGAAUCAUUACAGGCCUUCUACUUGGUAUAUCUCUGUGUAAGCGUAAAGGGAACUUAGCCAAGGAGCAUUAAAACCAUUGCUGUUGGAAGGAAGUCAUAUAGUAAGGAAACCACUGAAGGCCGAGAGAAAAGCAAGAACAGAAACACAGCCCCAAGGUCUGUAAGACUCAGAGUUGGGCAGUACCCACCCAUAAGGGAGCCAGCAUAGAUCUGAAGUGAAUACCUGUGACGGAGGGUCUGCGUGUCAGGGAAAGCUGCUGCUGCUGGACAUAGGCCCUGCAUCAUCAACUGAUUUAACAUGGCAGCGUCUGUGACACACUCUGCCUCUAUACUGCCUUCUCUACGGAAAAACCAAGUGGCCUUGAAGGAGGGUAAGAUAAAGUUUCAGACUUGGGCUCAGCAGAAGAGGGAUCUGAGGCUGGGGCCAGUGCCAGGAUCUUCAUGUUUCAGUUUGAGGAUUGUGUUGCUGUUGGUGAUUUCUCUGCCAAGCUUGUACUGUGACCUGGGAUCAGUAUAUUACUCUUCCUAUGAAACAGUCACCCCCAAGAGUCUGACAGUGGAAGGAAGGGAAGACCAAGUGGAAAAGCUCUCCUAUGUGCUAUUUAUGCAGGGCCAGAAACAGCUGAUUCACCUGAAGGUGAAGAGAGACUAUUUUGUGAAUAACUUUCCAGUCUUCAGCUACCACAAUGGCAUCCUGGGGCAAGAAAUGCCUUUCAUCUCACAUGACUGUCAUUACGAAGGCUACAUAGAAGGAGUCCCAGGUUCUUUUGUUUCUGUCAACACCUGUUCAGGCCUCAGAGGCGUCCUGAUUAAGGAGGCAAAAUCCUAUGGCAUUGAGCCCAUUCACUCUUCAAAACGGUUUGAACAUGUGUUGUACACCAUGGCCCAUGAAGCUCUAGUCUCCUGUAGUGUCACUUCCAAUGACAGCCAAGUGGCAUUCACCAGCCAGCAACAAGAGAGCAGCAAGCCUCGCAGUCAGCAGGUGCCAUCCUACUUGUGGUCACAUACCAAAUACGUGGAGAUGUUUGUCGUGGUCGACAACCAGCGGUUCCAAAUGUGGGGCAGUGACGUCAAUGAGACAGUCCAGAGAGUAAUGGACAUCAUUGCUCUGGCCAACAGCUUCACUAGGGGAAUAAACACAGAGGUGGUGCUGGCUGGAAUGGAGAUUUGGACCGAGGGGGACCUCAUACAGGUCCCAGUGGACCUGCAAGUUGCACUCAGGAAUUUCAAUAGCUGGAGACAAGAGAGGCUCUUCCAUCGUGUGAAGCAUGAUGUUGCCCACAUGAUCGUUGGACACCAUCCUAAAGAGGAUACAGGGCAGGCAUUUCUCAGUGGUGCCUGUUCAAGUGAUUUUGCAGCAGCUGUUGAAUCCUUCCACCAUGAGGAUGUCCUCCUGUUUGCAGCACUCAUGGUCCAUGAGCUUGGGCACAACUUGGGUAUUCCGCAUGACCAUUCGGCCUGCGUUUGUAAAGAUAAACCCUUUGGCCUCAUGCGUGAAAAUAUCACUAAAGAAAGUGGCUUCAGCAACUGCAGCUCUGACUUCUUCUACCAGUUCCUCUGGGAACACAAAGGGGCCUGUCUAUUUAACAAGCCUGGGCCCAAAGGCCGCGUACGGAGGGAUUCCCGCUGUGGAAAUGGUGUUGUAGAAGAGGACGAGCAGUGUGACUGUGGUUCUGACUGUGACAAUCACCCAUGCUGUGACCAAACAUGUAGGCUGAAGGAGAAUGCAGAGUGUGGUGAUGGACUCUGCUGCGUUAAAUGCCAACCGAAAUAUAAGGGAUUCAUGUGCCGUCCUGCUUUGGGGGAGUGUGACCUCCCAGAGUAUUGUGAUGGUUCCUCUGGAGAAUGCCCCAUAGACAGCUAUAAGAUAGAUGGUACAACGUGUGAUAGAAUUCACUAUUGCGCUGGAGGUCGCUGUAAGAACCCUGAUAAUCAGUGCAUGGAUAUAUAUGGGUUCUCUGCAAGGUCUGCCCCAGAAAACUGUUACAUUUCAAUGAACAGAAGAGGGGACCGGUUUGGAAACUGUGGUAUUACCAACUCACCUAGGUUAAGAUAUUUGAAGUGUGUAGAUGAUAAUAUAUUUUGUGGGAAACUUAUAUGUACAAAUGUUAGACAGGUACCACAAAUCAAACCAAAUCAUACACUGAUCCAGGUCGCUCAUGAAGAUGACUGGUGCUGGAGCAUGGAUGCCUAUAACACUACUGAUAUCCCUGAUGAUGGAGAUGUACACACUGGCACUCUUUGUGCUCCAAACAAAGUCUGUGUAAAUUACUCUUGUACUGAUUAUGCUGUGCUCAAGUAUGACUGCAAACCAGCAGAAAUGUGUAAUGGUAAAGGAGUUUGCAACAAUUUUAGGCACUGCCAUUGUGAGGCUGGCUAUGCUCCCCCUGACUGCAGAGGUCCAGGAGAUGGUGGUAGUGUAGACAGUGGUCCACCUGGCAAACCAACUGAAAUUCAAAGUGUAGGUGUAGGUGGCGGUUCUUUUCAUCAUAGCAUUGAGUUUAGAAAUGUUGGCAAGCUAAUUUUCAUACUCCCUUCAUUUCUUUUAAUAUUGUUGUUAGUUUUAAUAUUUUACAUUACCCUCAGGGCUGUAAAUGAGUCAGUAGAGACCCUAGGGCAUACCUUGGAGGAAAGUUCAGAGGAAACCACUAGUGAGGGAUUCUUAACGGAGUUUCUACCAGUGGGGCUACAAGAGGAGGAGUCAGAAAACAAGGACCAAGAAGAGGAGGCCCCCUUGCCGCCGCUGGAGGCUCCCCCGCCGCUGGAGGCAAUGCUGCUGCCGCCGGAGGCCCCACCACCAGGAGAGCCAGCACCAUAAGAGGUAGCAGGUGAAGGAAAAGGAUAACCAAAGGCAGAAGUGUAUUGGAAGAAUCCAAAAAUAUCGAAUAUCUCAAGCACUGAGUGGGAAAGAGGGGCUCAGAGAAGCAAAGGUGAAGUGACAACUGAUGGUUCCUGUAGCUCUGAACAGGAUAUAUAGUCUACAGAAACAUACUAACAUGGGAACAGAGA